AUGGAGAUGAAGCUCUCCAACUGUUUACCGAGCCAAAAAUGGUGCGGAGGAGGAGCGCCUUUUGUUAGACAAGUAAAUGUUCGAUUCUAUCCACUGCCUUCUCAACGUUUGCUUCCACUUCCAGCUUCCGGCAAAAUGCGCCACCGCAACUUCAGUUUGCAGAACAAGAGACAACAAACAAAGAAAACAAAUAUUGAACGCCCGACAAAUGUUGAUCUUCAGUCAAGUGAUGCUGUAGAUUCCAAUACGAAAAAUAUGUCCAAACAAAACCUAUCAAGUUCAAAGCAGGAAAUCUCAAUCAAAGAAAAUGUUGACACUUUGGCAGAAGCCGAAAGCUCUGAGGAGAUUAGUUAUUUGUCUGUCGACUCAAAUGAGGAGGAACAACCUUCAAGUGUUCAUCUUCAGGAUUUGAUUGGCAUGAUAAGAAAUGCGGAAAAGAAUAUUCAUCUACUCAAUGAAGCUCGAAUUCGUGCAUUAGAAGAUCUUCAAAAAAUUCUUGGAGAGAAAGAGGAUUUGCAUGGAGAGAUCAGCAUUUUAGAAAUGAAGCUGGCAGAAACUGAUGCACGGCUCAGAGUUGCUGCCCAAGAAAAAAUACAUGUGGAACUUCUAGAAGACCAGUUGGAAAAGUUGAAAAACGAAUUGUCUAGCAGUAGAAGCAGAGAAGAAAAUGUGCUUCAAGUGAAUAAUUCAGUUCCACUUUCAGAUAAUGAUUCUAUUAAUUCACUGAGCGAGGAACUUGAUUCCUUAAGGAAAGAAAAUAUAUUAUUGAAGCAGGAUCUUCAAGCGUUGAAGUCAGAGCUUACUAAUGUCAAGGAAACAGAUGAACGCAUUUUAAUGCUAGAGAAAGAACGAUCAGUUCUUGAAUCUUCUUUAAGUGAGUUGGGAUCUAAACUAGCUGCAUCUCAGGAAGAUGUUUCAGAGCUCUCUGCCUUGAAAUAUGAGUGCAAAAAUUUAUAUGAAAAAGUGGAACACUUGCAAACAUUGCUAGCUAAGGCAACUAAACAAGCAGAUCAAGCAAUAUCA
Messenger RNA from Nicotiana tabacum (common tobacco), 1023 nucleotides. The record is from RefSeq and is a predicted model, not a curated record. Lineage: Eukaryota; Viridiplantae; Streptophyta; Magnoliopsida; Solanales; Solanaceae.